Messenger RNA from Pectinophora gossypiella (pink bollworm), 737 nucleotides. RefSeq lists its product as uncharacterized. Lineage: Eukaryota; Metazoa; Arthropoda; Insecta; Lepidoptera; Gelechiidae. The record is from RefSeq and is a predicted model, not a curated record. Gene Ontology annotation, molecular function: nucleic acid binding. Bases 192 to 671 code for a protein of 159 amino acids. The transcript is spliced from 5 exons.
UAGAAUAGGAUUCUGCUUGUCAUCGUGCUCUAGAAAUCACGUUGCAGCCGAGUUGUUUUGAAUCUUUGGUUUAUUCCUCUGAUUGUUACAAAAUUAUUCAGUUAUAGUAUUUAUAUAGGUGGUGGUAUAUAUUUGUGUUUACGUGAAGGCGUCUGCUCGCUCCAAGAGAUUCCUCUCCAAGAAAAAGGUUAAUGGAUGGCGUGACUUUUGCGAGUCUCUUGCUCCCCGGUCUCCUGCUUCUUUGGUGUGGAAACGUAUUAAAUCAUUCAGAAGGUGCGAUGAAGUCGUCCCCUACAAAUGCGCUCCAAGUGGAAUGUGUGGAACCUCCACUCCAAUUACGUAGACAGUAUCUCUCGGAUAGAUGCCAAAAGAGUGGUCUAGAAAUUGUCCUGGCUUGGAUUCCCAGUCACAGCGGUAUUCGUGGCAACGAGAACGCCGACCUAUGUGCUAAAGAAGCUGCCCGCUUGGGUACUGAGAUCUACAACAAGACUUUCUCCAGAGAUAUCCGGGCUCUCGCUAAAUCACAUCUAUUCAAAUCUUGGGAUGAGCUUUGGCAAACAUCUAAGCAAGCAAAAGGGAACUUCUGGACUACAUCAUUGGACUUCCCACCGAACAGUCUUCAAUAUAAUUUAAAUGUACCUACCGACUAUUUUUUUUUAAUUGUUUUUUAAUUUUUUUUUAUUUUUUUUCUUCGGUACCUUGACGUUGGCAGAAUCAUCGUUUCUAAACGAUGCAGC